GGCCCAACAGGGCGCGGCAGUGUGCGCCACGAAACUAACAGGAGCUCUCGUCUCGUCCUCGUCUCGCCCCAUCAAAGGCUGCGAUCCAUUCCUUCGACGCAUCUGUGCACGAGCGCGCCGCCGCCGCCGGGGGCCGCCUCCACCUCCAUCGCCCGUCGCCUCAGCUCCUCCCCGUCCGCAAGCAAGUGACUACAGGUAAACUGUGGCAAGCAAGAUGGCCCUCUCAUCAGUUUUCAGGAGAGUAAACAUCAAAGAAUUGAUCUCAAAUGUUCCGGUCUACACUAGCUCAACAGAGACAUCUGGAGGAAUGAGCUUGGUCUUUAGGCGUUGGGCCACAAAAAAGACUGCUGGGUCAACGAAAAAUGGCCGCGACUCUAACCCCAAGUAUCUGGGUGUUAAGAAAUUUGGUGGAGAGAAAGUGGAACCAGGAAACAUCAUCGUACGACAAAGAGGAACCCGCUUCCAUCCUGGGAACUAUGUUGGCAUGGGGAAGGAUCACACUCUCUUCUCUCUGAAGGAAGGCCAUGUGCGGUUCGAACGGAAUAAGCUGACUGGCAGGAAAUGGAUUCAUGUCGAACCUGUAGCUGGGCACACUCUCCACCCUGUUUACGCCGAUGGUUCAGCUACUGCAGCUGACAUGGAGCUGCUGUAGUGUUGAUGUGUGCGUGGGUUGCAGUAACAAGUUGCUGAUAGUUUCUGGGGAUGGCUCUGCUGUUUUGCUCCGACAUGGAUACUUCGUAAGUGAACUUGUUCCAGCGAAAACGUUUCUGGGUUAGGAUGAUCGCAAUAAGUAACUUCAGUGUAUUUCUGAUGUCAUUUUAAGUAUACAUUCUGCACGAGACAGUGAAGGUUCACUUGUGUAAUUUUUUGUUCGUAUGCUGCUGCUUUUCUCUGAAAUCAACAGUGUAACCUGCCGUUUGGUCUAUUCUCAUUUUCAUAUA
Messenger RNA from Triticum aestivum (bread wheat), 941 nucleotides. Its product is annotated as 50S ribosomal protein L27. Lineage: Eukaryota; Viridiplantae; Streptophyta; Magnoliopsida; Poales; Poaceae. The record is from RefSeq and is a predicted model, not a curated record. Gene Ontology annotation, molecular function: structural constituent of ribosome. The coding region runs from base 215 to 652 and encodes 145 amino acids. The transcript is spliced from 4 exons. Gene Ontology annotation, cellular component: ribosome. Gene Ontology annotation, biological process: translation.